AGCAAGCGGAACUACUACUUCAAGGUCUCAGAGCAAGUGACGUCACUGAUUGAAACGCUAUUUAGCGCGAACACCGCUAACUAGCUAGGCAUUUCACAUCCGUGACACUUGCAUGGAUGUGUACUGGUUAAACCCCCAGAGUAGAAUGCACACAUUGUACCAUGACUAUGUAUGAUAUAUUUUUUUUGGGGGGGGGUAGUCAUGUAAUUGUUUUAGGGGUUCCUCAUGGAGCUGUGCAACCUUUCAGCGAUGAGGAUGCCUCCAUCGAGACCCUCAGCCACUGCAGCAGCUUCAGUGAUGCCAUGAGUGUGGCAGACGAAGGAGGGGAAGCAGGUGAGGAGACAGCCCAGGAGGAUUUACAGUACAAGCUGAAUGUUUUCAUUGACAGCACUGUGGAUAAGAGUGCCAAGACCAGACAAGGAGCUCUGGAUGGGCUGAAGGCUGCCAUGGCAACUAGGAUCCUGUACGAGUUCAUUUCAGACAGGAGGAUGACCAUCACCGACAGCAUUGAGCGCUGUCUCAAGAAAGGUAAAGGACAGGAGCAGUGUGCAGCAGCCUCCCUGGCCUGUCUGCUGUGUAUUCAGCUGGGCUCAGGCGUUGAGAGCGAGGAGGUGUUCAAGACCCUCAAACCCAUUUUCAAGAACAUUCUGUUGGAUGGAGCGGCCAACAUCCAAACCAGACAAGCGUGCGCAACAAGUUUGGGCCUGUGCACUCUCGUGGUGGAAGAUGACAUCCUGGAUGUGUAUGCCACCAUGGAGAGCUUUGAGAGUUUGUUUAUGCGUUCCUAUGUGAAGGAGGAUGGGAGUCGCCCCUCUCUCAACCCCCAGACCACCCUGCUCCACACCAAUGCCCUCAUCUCCUGGGCCCUGCUGCUCACAAUCUGCACAGGCAGCCAGGUCAAAGCAGUCACACGCAAGCACCUGCCCAAACUACCCCGGUUGUUGGAGAAUGAUGAUGUCAACAUGAGGAUAGCAGCGGGAGAGACCAUCGCUCUGCUGUUUGAGCUGGCUAGGGAUAUGGACCCUGUAAGUGCUCACCUGCGUUUGGGGUAUGAUGACUGGGAGCCCCUGUGUGACAAGCUGAACUCUCUGGCCACCGACUGCAACAAACACCGUGCCAAGACUGUCAAGAGGAAGCAGAGGUCUGUGUUCAGGGAUGUGCUCAAGGCUGUGGAGGAGAGGGACUUUCAGACUGAGACAAUUCGUUUCAGCACUGAGCGUAUGACCAUCGACAGCUGGGUGAGGAAGAGGACAUACGAUGCCUUCAGGGAGUUUGUGGGCUCUGGUAUGAAUUACCACCUACAGGCCAAUGAGUUUAUUCGUGGUGUGUUUGAACUGGGACCACCCGUGCUGGUUGACACGGCCACACUGAAGUCCAUGAAAAUCUCCCGCUUCGAAAGGCAUCUCUACAACGCAGCUGCGUUCAAGGCUCGGACAAAGGCCAGGAACAAGUUCAGAGACAAGAGGGUUGACGUCGGGGAGUUUUAAUGGGUCCAACCUGCUCUUUUUAUUAACAAUCUUGAAUAUCACUGUUACUAUCCUUAAUUUAUUCAAUGGUCAAGUGGUUGGUAUUUGUAAAUAUGAGUAAUCAUGUCUGUCUCAAGUGAUGCCUUUAAUUCCCCAUAUAAACUUGCCAGUGCACCAAUUGUACCAUUGAUGUAUUAUUUGAAAAUGCACUAAUUGGUUAACAUUUCCUAUGGACCCCCUGAAUCCUGACGUAUUUUGUUAUACACUGUGUAUACCAAACAUUAGCAACCCCUUGCUAAUAUUGAGUCACCCCCUUGCCCUCAGAGCCUCAAUUUGUCGGGGCAUGGACUAUAAGGUGUCGGGUGUUCCACAGGGAUGCUGGCUCAUGUUGACUCCAAUGCUUACCACAGUUGUCAAGUUGGUUGGUGGCCCAUUCCUGAUACACAUUUGGGGGGGGAACGGUGUGUAAAACCCAGCAGUGUUGCAUUUCUUGACACAAACCGGCGUGCCUGGCACCACCUGCCAUACCCUGUUCAAAGGCAUUUAAAUCGGUCUUGCCCUCUGAAUGGCACACAUACACAAUCCACAUCUCAAGGCUUACAAAUCAUUCUUUAACCCCUCUCCUUCAUCUACACUGAUUUGAAGUAGAUUUAACAAGUGCCAUCAAUAAGUUAUCGCUUUCACCUGGUCAGUCUGUCAUGUAAAGAUUGUGUUAAUGUUUUGUACACUCACUGUAUUUUAGUAGGUCUAUUGGGGAAGUGAGAAACCCAAAUAAAUACUUAUGGACCAGUCUCAAUGUG
This is a messenger RNA of Oncorhynchus kisutch (coho salmon), 2266 nucleotides long. RefSeq names its product interferon-related developmental regulator 1-like. Lineage: Eukaryota; Metazoa; Chordata; Actinopteri; Salmoniformes; Salmonidae. The transcript is spliced from 10 exons. Gene Ontology annotation, cellular component: nucleus. The coding region runs from base 162 to 1487 and encodes 441 amino acids. The record is from RefSeq and is a predicted model, not a curated record.